Molecule: messenger RNA, 4961 nt
Organism: Periophthalmus magnuspinnatus
Lineage: Eukaryota; Metazoa; Chordata; Actinopteri; Gobiiformes; Gobiidae
Gene: ap1m3
Product: adaptor related protein complex 1 subunit mu 3
Exons: 12
Coding region: 144-1415 (423 amino acids)
Biological process (GO): intracellular protein transport; vesicle-mediated transport
Cellular component (GO): clathrin adaptor complex; clathrin-coated vesicle
Molecular function (GO): clathrin-cargo adaptor activity
Source: RefSeq, a predicted model, not a curated record
UUGAAACGCAGCGACGGAGCGAAGGAGUGGAGGAUGGAGGAGGAUGGGAGAGCACGUUAUCCCCUUUAAGUGACCCGUAUCUCCCUGCGGACUCCUACUUCAUCCGGGGUUUUGUUGUUUUUCUGCGGAUUUGCUGCGCCACGAUGUCCGCCUCGGCGAUUUUCAUCCUGGACUUAAAGGGGAAGGUGCUGAUCUGCCGUAACUACAUGGGAAGCGUGGACAUGAACGAGAUAGACCACUUCAUGCCGAUGUUGAUGAAGAGGGAGGAAGAGGCGGAGAUGACGCCCCUGAUCACGCACGGAACCACGCACUUCCUCUGGGUCAAACACAGCAACCUUUACUUGGUGGCGAUGACGAAGAAAAACGCCAACGCUGCUCUGGUGUACUCCUUCCUUUAUAAGAUAGUGGAGGUUUUUAAAGAGUAUUUUAAGGAGCUGGAGGAGGAGAGCAUCCGAGACAACUUUGUGACCGUUUAUGAGCUGAUGGAUGAGGUCAUGGACUUUGGAUUUCCACAGACGACAGACAGCAAGAUCCUGCAAGAGUACAUAACUCAGCAGGGGCAUAAGCUGGAGGUGGGCGCCCCGAGACCGCCGGCAACCGUAACCAACGCAGUGUCCUGGCGUUCCGAGGGCAUCAGGUACCGGAAGAACGAGGUAUUCAUGGACGUCAUUGAGUCAGUGAACCUGCUGGUGAGCGCAAACGGCAGCGUUCUCCGCAGUGAGGUCGUGGGGAGCAUCAAACUCAAAGUGGUGUUGUCUGGGAUGCCCGAGCUGCGUCUGGGCCUCAAUGACAAAGUGCUUUUUGAGAUCACAGGAAGAGAGAAGAGUAAGACUGUGGAGCUGGAGGACGUGAAGUUUCAUCAGUGUGUUCGCCUGUCGCGCUUCGAGAACGAUCGCACCAUCUCUUUUAUACCACCGGAUGGCGAGAGUGAACUCAUGUCCUACCGUCUCAACACAACAGUGAAGCCGCUCAUUUGGAUCGAGAGCGUGAUCGAGAAGUUCUCUCACAGUCGUGUGGAGAUCAAGGUGAAGGCCAGAAGUCAGUUCAAAAGUCGAUCAACUGCCAACAAUGUGUCCAUUCUGGUGCCAGUCCCCAGUGACGCUGACUCGCCCAAGUUCAAGACGAGCAUGGGGAGCGCGAAAUGGCUCCCGGAGAAGAACGUGGUGCAGUGGAACAUCAAGUCCUUCCCUGGUGGUAAAGAGUACUUGAUGCGUGCCCACUUCGGCCUGCCCAGCGUGGAGGGCGACGAGAUGGAAGCCAAGAGACCCAUCACUGUAAACUUUGAGAUCCCAUAUUUCACUGUGUCUGGCAUUCAGGUGAGAUACCUCAAGAUCAUAGAGAAGAGUGGUUACCAGGCGUUGCCGUGGGUACGCUACAUCACACAAAGUGGAGAUUACCAGCUCCGGACGAACUAAAGGGCACGGAUCUGCUAGUCCAAUGGAUAUUUUUCCCUUUCUCUGACUCCGCUGUCUGCAGCUGGGGCACAGGGCAAACGGACGAAGGCCAAAGGUGACGUCCAGACCAGAGCGAAGACCUCGACAGGAGACGGACUCACCUCAGACAGAACCAUGUAAACGAGAAAACGGGCGCACUGUGAUUUUGGGGCAUUUUUAUAUAUGUUUGAUUGUUACUGUGUAAAGCGAAUACUGUAUCUAGGGGUUAGCAGUGGUUAACUAGUUUAUGAUGUCAAUUUUUGUUAGUGUGAAGUCCAUAUUUUGGUGAAAACGAGAGUCUGACACCGAAAGAAUACUGUUUAAAAUGCAAGUUAGAGAAAUUAUUAAUGUUGAAACCAUAGACUGUUUAUAUAAAUGGACAUAGCUAACCUGGUAGCCGCCGCGUUCCAAAUCUUAUUCACUUUACAUUGAAAAACUGUGGCCCCUCUCUCUGUAACUGCUGCUGUCAGACUCGUCAUUUUAGUCUUAAAUGUUCGUAUUAACCUGCUCUACAUGAUCCUGUGUUUUUUAUUUCACUAUUGUGUCUGUAAAUCAAGAUAUGAACAUUAACAACAGACAAAUCAGGCGCCUUCUUUCCCUGAGGUUGCUUCACUAGUCUUAGCAACAGGUUUGAUUGACAGCGUUGCUAAGCGGCCACCCCCUACUAAACCAGUGAUGCGGGUGGGAAGGGGCGUUACCUUCAACAGCCUCGCUCUGAAUUGGUUCUUUGGUUGCUAUGAUACUUGAAGUUGGAAUUCCAAAUGUGAAACUCGGCUCCAAAUUGUCCCCUAUAACUGCUCUAACCUCGAUGAGCUUCAUUUGACUGGAGCUGAACACUGUGGGUGACGUCACACUCACUCAGUCCACUUCUUUAUACAGUCUAUGCUUGAAACAAAAUUUGUAAAAAACAUAAAUAUAUAUAGUUUGAUUUCUAAAGGAACAAGACUAACACUGCCGUCCAGGUUCCCUCUUCAUAGUUUUGUUUCCAGAAAAACUCAACUUUUUUUCAUUCUUUGCAUUAUUGAACAAACCAUUCAAGUAAUGUCAUUUUAAAGAUGCACUGUGUAAGUUUUUUGGUGGAAGUUCUGCUCCUUGGAGACGUUAUUGCUUUGCCUGGAAGGUUCCACAGUACGAUAUUAAAGUGCCCAUAUUACGCUGUUUCCUGAUCUCUGUUCUAAUGUUGUUUCCUCGUCACAAACAGACCUGGAGUUCUGUUUUGUUUCAUUCACACAUGUUUAACACACAAACAAACCUGCAUAUUUAGGCUGAGUUCUUCUCUCAAACUAAAAACACUCUGUUCCACCUUGUGAUGUCAUCAUGUGGUAAUACAGGAAGUGCUCCACUGUGUUUUUAAACUCCACACACCUUCACUAGAAUCAUUUGGAUCAUUUCAGACCUGGAAUCUCUAGAGAACUAAAGGUAAAAGGAGCUGUUAACUUGAAAACUACCACUUCAUGACAUCACAAGGUGGAACAGAGCAUUUUGAGCUUUGGAGAUGUAAACAGACUAAUAAUAAAGUGUUACUCAAACAUGUGUGAAUGAAACAAAACACAACUCCAGGUCUGUUUUUGAGGAGGUAAUAGCAAUAGAACAUGGCUUAAAGUUUACAAGAAUCAAUUUUGUGUAAUAUAGGACCUUUAAACAGAUCUAUCCUCAUGGCGACAAGCAAAUUAUGCCAUCAGGCCAAGUUACAGGUCAGAUCUGUGGAGAAGUGACCAUACUUAUACUCAAAACCCCGCAGUUGAAUGAAAUGCAAAUUGAUAAGCUUAGCCAGGCAAAGAAAUAAUCUCACUGAACCCAAACAGGUUACAAAUCACCCCCCAGGAGAAAUUACACAGUGUAUCUUUAACUAAUCCACUUCUACAGCACAAUAGUUUUGCUGGCAGACUUUAUGGGUGACCCUGGACAACUCCAGGUAGAAUUCUUACAUUCUCUUCCUUGUUCUGUUUAAAUUAUACAUGGGUUGCCUUAAAAAUCUCCCAUCUCAUCAACUCAGCACUGUGAACUCAAUCCAACAGUCGUCUGCAAGCUACACCGCCGACUAGAUCAAUGAUUAAUAAGGCGCGAUAUUGUCUGAGGAUCUGGCAACGCAACAUAAUACGACCUACACUCUCCCACGGGGCUUGUAACCUUGUCCACGCUCUCUCCCAAUCAGCUUGUAACUCUGAGGCGAAGACUGGAGAAACGAGCGGCGCUGAAAACAUUGGGUGUUUUCUUCUGUUAAAUUGCUGUACUUGCAAGUUUUAUGGCGAAAAACUCUGAAGGACAAAUAGCUGGGGAAAUUGUAAACUAUUUGGCAACGCUUUAUAAUGACCACACCUACUUUAAAAAGCAUGAACGAAAACUUAAAUCAUAAGUUCCAAUUAGGUUAUUAAGUGAGAUUCAGGGACAGUAACGACUUAAAAAGGAGGUAUUAUGCAUCAAAACUCAUCAAAAACAUGCCUGAAGAGGUUUAAGUUGCCAUCCAUGCAUGUUUGUGUAAUUUAGCGAUCUCUCCUGAGUCCUAUUCAAACUCUCUUUACUGUUAGCUGUAAGAUUCUGUACAAGGCUCCGCCCACAAGCCUACAUCACCCAUACUUCCACACGACAAUUCUCCAUAAAAAUAGAAAAACACUGAUACAAAACUGUACACUACAACUUCACAAACCUGAUGUGAUGUGCAAUAGUUUCAUUAACGCUGAUUGUGAUGUGAUAGCGCUGUGAAGGGGGAGUGACUUAGCACGGGGGGCAAGGUCAGAGCGUCAAAAACCAAAGUGAAACUUAUAAAAUAAUCUAAUACGUUUGGGGUUUUUUUGGGCAUUUUCAAAACAAUAAAAAGAAACAUGUUCUAAAUAUGUUAUGUGUUACAGUUAAUACCCCACAGAAUAAAAUACCCCCUCUUUAAUACCCCAUAGAAGUAAAAUGCCCCCUCUUUAAUACCCCACAGAAGUAAAAUACCUCCUCUUUAAUGCCUCACAGAAGUCAAAUACCUCCUCUUUAAUGCCCCACAGAAGUAAAAUGCCCCCUCUUUAUUACCCCAUAGAAGUAAAAUGCCCCCUCUUUAAUACCCCACAGAAGUCAAAUACCCCAUCUUUAACCAUUACCUAAAACCCCUUAAUUAAGUAAUUACUGACUGUUUCUUCAUUAUUAAUUACGUCUUUGUUCAUGCUUUAUAAAGGCCAAUCAUGGUGUAGUUAUUUUAAAAUAGUCUCAAGUAAUUAAACUGUAUUUUUGCUUUGGGAAUAUAUAUAUAUAUCUUUCUGUUUUAAAAGGCCAACCUCUGCACCUCGUUCUUCCAUCUUUGUUAAACAUGCGCUGCACCUCCCAUUUCAACUGCACUGCCAACAAACAAAACCACGUCGAGAAUUUUUAGCAGCAACGCAACUAUAAAAACCUUUGUAAAAUGGAUUGAACCGCACAAGGAGCCGUACUUUGAUCAGUGUGGGGUUUUUAAUGAAUAAUAAUGAUGUAAUAUUAAUUUAUGGACUUGUUUUGUGACAGGACGCAAAGGGAAAUAUUUGAAAAUAAAGGUUUUGUAUCUUGUUUAAA